Molecule: messenger RNA, 1520 nt
Organism: Coregonus clupeaformis (lake whitefish)
Lineage: Eukaryota; Metazoa; Chordata; Actinopteri; Salmoniformes; Salmonidae
Product: protein C8orf37 homolog
Exons: 7
Coding region: 302-892 (196 amino acids)
Cellular component (GO): cytosol
Source: RefSeq, a predicted model, not a curated record
UUUCUUAUUUUUCUCCUGUGAUUGGAAUGCCCAGGAGGUUACAUUGUAUCACAGAUAGCCAGUAUCUGUUGUUGUAUCGCUAGGUACAAAGUAUCAAUCUUUACCUACUUAAAAUGAGGUUACGCCUGUAAAUCAAUCACCCCUGUUCAUGACAACAGUCAAUAAGUAGCAGUACCCUGAAGCCAUGGCGGACGAUUUGGACGAAUUGCUAGAUGAGGUUGAAACAAACUUCUGUCGCAAUGUUUCGUUGAUGCCACUACUUCAAGCUCCUUCAGAUUGAUCGACUGCUGGGAAAUGUUUAAUGCAAACUGGGAGAGAAAGGAAACACUGCACCACUGAUGAUACACCCAGAAAAACUGACAGCGAAGAUAUAGAUGCCCUUCUUGAGGACAUACUUGACAAUGACUUUGAUUCCCUUGAGCUAAACACAGGACAGCUUCCUAAAACGACGAAGAGGAAGUCAUUGCCACAGUCAACAAGAAACAGGUGCUGCCCUGUUUUCCUUGGUGGAAGUUCCAUUGCAAAUGGUGUAGGAACAGCUGUUUCACAAAGGUCAUGUGACCAGCUGAGCUGUAUCUCCUGUGACUUUCGGGUGGCCAUGUUUGACGAUCAUGAAUGGGACCCCUCUUGUGAUUACCUCUUCUUCAGGAACAACAUGCCAGACUGUCAGAAGUUGCGGGCCAAGCUGAGGAGAAGGAAAGGGGUGCGAGCGUAUGCCUGCCAGUGUAGCUGGCACUCUGCUCGAGACCUCACCGACCUGAGAGAACAGCACCAGCUCAAGAACAACAUGCCAGACUGUCAGAAGUUGCGGGCCAAGCUGAGGAGAAGGAAAGGGGUCGAGCGUAUGCCUGCCAGUGUAGCUGGCACUCUGCUCGAGACCUCACCGACCUGAGAGAACAGCACCAGCUCAAGUGGGUCUGUGGGAAGCAUUAUGUGUGACAGUCUUCUCUCUAUCACACACACACACACACCACUUUGCAGUUACUUGUUAUAGACAUCCCAACACAUUUUUCUGCCUUGAGAAUGAUGUAGGUCUUUCUCUGCAUUACAGUUAGUGUGUUCUGGGUUUAAAGGUAAAUUAACAAGGUAGGUCUUCUGCUAUCUUUAGAGAUGUGAUUUUAGCUAUCUCAGUCUUAAGAGCAGGUAUAUGCCAGACCAUACUUGUGUGAAAACGGUACUUAGAAAAGACGAGGCUAAAUUGAAUGUCUUUUAUGUAAAAAAAAAAAAUUUUGUAAUGAAGUCAUUCCAUUAUCUGGUAGUAUUUCAUAUACAAUGCUGUUACAUGCUUUUCUGUAGCCUUUCCUCCCCUUAGUUUCUAUCUCCUGUGUCCUUUGUUUAUUUCCUCUUCUGACCCUUUGAGUAAAAUGCAUUCUCUGUUUUAAGGGAUUUAUGAUCUUACCAUUCAUGUAUUGUGUAUAAUAUGACGGUGAGGUUAGUGGGAAGUUAAAUGACGCAAACCUUUCCUGUUGCAUCUGUGCUACACAUUUAGACAUAACAUUAACCAUAAAAGCAUUACUUCA